AUGGCUUUCUCUCGCACUUCGACGCUGGUUCUGGCGGUGACUUCGCUGGUCACUGGCAUCUCCGCCAGCCUGGAAACCUGCGCCAGCAACAGCGCCCUAAGCUGCCAGAGCUCGUCCACAAGUCCCACAUGCUGCUACAAUUACCCUGGCGGUGCCCUUUUGCAGACCCAAUUCUGGGAUACUGACCCAUCCACUGGCCCGACGGACUCCUGGACUAUCCACGGACUGUGGCCCGAUAAUUGCGACGGCACCUAUCAGUCCAGCUGCGACUCCUCCCGCGCAUAUACCAACAUCACGGAUAUCCUGGAGGCGCAGGACCGCACCGAGCUGCUGUCGUACAUGCAACAGUACUGGCUGGACAUCAACGGCGACGAUGAGUCCUUCUGGGCGCAUGAGUGGGGCAAGCACGGCACUUGCAUCAACACCAUCACGCCCAGCUGCUACACCAGCUACACACCGCAGGAGGAAGUCGGUGACUUCUUCCAGAAGGUGGUGGACCUGUUCAAGGGCCUCGAUACGUACAAGGCCCUCUCCGAUGCUGGCAUCACCCCCAGCAGCUCCAAGACUUACAGCCUGAGCAAGAUCCAGUCCGCCCUGAGCACACUGCACGAUGGCGCGGAGGUCUACCUUGGCUGCGACAAUGGCUCGCUGAACGAGGUGUGGUACUUCUUCAAUGUGGCCGGCAAUGCUAUUGAUGGCCAGUAUGUGGCUUCCGACACUCUCACCACGUCGAGCUGCCCGAGCAGCGGUAUCAAGUAUGUGCCCAAAAGCAGCUCUUAA
Messenger RNA from Penicillium canariense, 780 nucleotides. Its product is annotated as T2 family ribonuclease. Gene Ontology annotation, cellular component: extracellular region. The transcript is spliced from 4 exons. The coding region runs from base 1 to 780 and encodes 259 amino acids. NCBI's taxonomy places the organism in Eukaryota, Fungi, Ascomycota, Eurotiomycetes, Eurotiales, Aspergillaceae. Gene Ontology annotation, molecular function: ribonuclease T2 activity; RNA binding. The record is from RefSeq and is a predicted model, not a curated record. Gene Ontology annotation, biological process: RNA catabolic process.